AUGGCUACCAAUCCUCUCGAUUUAUUUCUUCCCGAGCAACAACUUUCUACUUCAAACGACGGAGAAAAACAACAGAACAUCUUUCCAGCCUUACAACUGGACAAUCCCCAACCUACCAUUCCCAUUCCAUCUUCACAACCUCCUAUCAUGGGUCCCCCACCUCCAGCUAACUUCGGCUUAAGCACCGAAGAUCCUAAGUUGACUGGUCUUUACUCCAGCUCAGGAUUCGAUAUGGCUUCCAUCCUUGCAAAGGUUGUAUCACGCCCGAAUCCUCAAAUCAAUAUUGGUCCUAUUGACAUGUCGUGUUCUUUUCUUGUAACCGAUGCUCGUCAAUAUGAUUUUCCAAUCGUUUAUGUUUCUCCCACAUUUGAGAAGCUCACUUCUUACAAAACAAAUGAGAUUAUCGGUCGCAACUGCCGCUUCUUACAAUCUCCUGAUGGCCAUGUAUCAAUGGGCUCACGCAGACGUUACACCGACAAUAACGCUGUCUUUCAUUUGAAAGCACACAUGUUGCAAGGAAAGGAAACACAAGCUAGUUUAAUCAACUAUCGGAAAGGCGGACAGCCUUUCAUCAACCUUAUCACAAUUAUACCCAUCACUUGGUAUGACGAUGAGGUUGCUUUCUUUGUUGGGCUGCAGGUGGAUCUUGUGGAGCAGCCCGACGCCAUUAUGGAAAAGAUGAAAGACGGUACUUAUCAUAUCAACUACCAGUCUUACAAUAUACCCCCUUACUUGCCUGGCGCAUUUGAAGCUCCUGAAGUUGAUCAGUAUUUUAGAGAUAUCCCCACAUCCACUCCUUUCCCUGCUUCUGAAGAAGUUUUUGACCUUAUCGAUUGUCGCGAAGAUCAUGACAAGGCCAAAAGCAUGUGGAACCAGCUCUUGUUAGACCAAUGCGAUGACUUUGUCCAUGUCCUCUCGCUUAAAGGUCUUUUCCUUUACUGUUCACCAGCUUCUAUGAAACUCCUGGAAUACGAACCUGAUGAACUUGUUGGUCGUUCCUUGAGCACUAUUUGCCAUCCAUCUGAUAUUAUUCCUGUUAUCAGAGAACUAAAGGAGGCGUCCAAUGGCGAAGCUACGGUCAACCUGGUUUACCGUGUCCGUCGCAAGCAUUCUGGUAUCAUGUGGAUGGAAGCACAAGGACGAGUGCAUGUUGAGCAAGGAAAGGGACGUAAAUGCGUUAUACUCUCUGGUCGUGAACGACCUGUCUAUCAUCUCAUCUGGAAUGAUAUUAUGAGCGCAACUAAUCUGGCCAAGGAACAGUAUACAUUGACGAAUAGCGCAACCGAACAGCCAUCUUCGCCCUCCUCAAGUUCUACGGCUUCUACUAAAGGAUUGUCUCAUACCGAGUUCUGGUCAAAGCUCAGUCUCGACGGUUUGAUUCUUUAUACAGCCACCAGCUGUCAAAAGGUGCUUGGCGUCGAUCCCGAUACCUUGAUUGGGUCGUCACUUUAUCAAGUCAUUCCACGCGAUCGUACCAACGAAUUGUCUCUAGCAUUGAAAGAAGUUAGGGAAGGCAAAACGGUCAACCUGAUGCACAAAAUGCAAAAUAAGCGCGGCUACUAUUGUAUGGUGCAGUCAACCCUCUACCCUGGUGAUGUUAGCAAUGGAAUUGGCCGUCCAAGCUUCAUUGUCAUGCAAACUCGUGACUUGGAUCCUCAAUUGUCCUCUGUAUCAAGUUCGGCAACCGGAUCAAGUGCAUCUUCUGGUUCUCUCGCUUCCCCCACUGAAGAAGCGUCUUUAAGCCGCUCUAUCCUGAGUACGCAAGAUGUGCCAUCCGAACCUUUUGUUGCUGAUGCCAACAUUUUCGAAGAAUUGGAACCUGUUCGUGGUACCAGCUGGCAGUACGAACUCCAUCAACUUCGUUUAACCAACCGUAAACUUAAGGAUGAACUUGAGGCCCUUACUUCCACUGGAAGUAAGAAGAGCAGAGGCAAAAAGGCAGAAGAGCAGAAGAUUUGUGCCCAAUGCCAUCGUCAAGAUUCUCCCGAGUGGCGCAGAGGCCCCAAUGGUCCCAAAGAACUCUGCAAUGCCUGCGGUUUGCGAUAUAAAUCCAUGUAUAAGAAGGCCAAUCGGUUACAGGAACAGCAGCAACAGCGCGAGUUAGGCAGUAAUAGUUCGAUGGAAUCCACUGACGCUGACCAAUAA
This is a messenger RNA of Umbelopsis ramanniana AG, 2145 nucleotides long. RefSeq lists its product as uncharacterized. The record is from RefSeq and is a predicted model, not a curated record. Gene Ontology annotation, biological process: regulation of DNA-templated transcription. The transcript is spliced from 2 exons. Gene Ontology annotation, cellular component: nucleus. NCBI's taxonomy places the organism in Eukaryota, Fungi, Mucoromycota, Umbelopsidomycetes, Umbelopsidales, Umbelopsidaceae. Gene Ontology annotation, molecular function: protein binding; sequence-specific DNA binding; zinc ion binding. The coding region runs from base 1 to 2145 and encodes 714 amino acids.